Molecule: messenger RNA, 917 nt
Organism: Gamsiella multidivaricata
Lineage: Eukaryota; Fungi; Mortierellomycota; Mortierellomycetes; Mortierellales; Mortierellaceae
Exons: 1
Coding region: 87-785 (232 amino acids)
Source: RefSeq, a predicted model, not a curated record
CCGUACUUCCUUAUAACAAGGGAAGGUCUCCAGCGUCAUUUCAAACCCACAACUUCUGAUAUUUCCCCCACUUCACCACAAACAUCAUGGCCUCAAUAAAAAGCAGAUUUGACGCCUACAUAUCAUCUUCUCUCAGCAUCAACAGCGACUCCUCAGAUCUACCGUGGCGGAGCGCCUAUACCUGGGCACUCUGCUCAUUGCUCUCAAAGGAUGAAGACGAUUGCUGGGAUGUCCUGCUCUCUUCCCAACCCUCUAUUGCCUUUCCCCACAUUUCUGAAGCCCCUGUAGCUCCAAUUUCUCCGCCUUCACGCCUUGGCCAUGACCUUUCCGGACAGACUAAACAUAAGCGCCGCCGGAAUGGCCGGCAUCACCGCAAACGCUCAAGCAUUUCUCCUGCCGUGUCUCAAAAUUCAAGCGAGUACGAUUACAUCGAUGACCUCUGGUUGAAGCCUACGAGUCCAGGAGGCAGGCUGUCCCACGCGUUCUGUAACCUGGGAUUCAGCUUUAUCGAUUAUUUCACACCGAUUGAGGACGGACCUGUGUUGAAAUCGGGCCGUACCCAGCAGCCUCCACUUUUAUCUCAGCAUGCUGUCGACCGGUCUACGGAGAUAGACACGGCCAAUGAAGGCUAUACCUCUGACUGGGCUACGGCUUUGUGCGGCAAGCGGACUGCGGUGCUGGAGCGGAGACGCGCUCUGUCGAGGACGUCCAGCCAAGAUAGCAACGUCAGUGAACCCUGGCUUGAGGCCUUGGAUCGACUUUCACAUUGGGAGGAUGACCGUUAACACGCUGUACAUCCACUUAAGCGAAAAGCUGCUCUGUAGUCUUUAUAGUGUUCGGCACUAUCCUUUUCUUAUUAAAAAAAAAACCCCCCUGCCGUAUUGAUUCAUGACACGUAUGGAAGGCGUAUGAACGCU